UCAGAUAUAAUGUAUUUCUUAAAAUUCCUAAUAUUAUUUGGUUUGCUAGGCGUCGCAUAUUGCCAAGAUCCCGGUUCUGUUUAUGGAUUUUGUUCUCAAAUUUACGCGAUGAAUCGGUUCUGCAUGAAUCAAAUAACAGGGUCACAAGCUUUUGGACAAUCUGAUGAUGCCAUGCAGCAGCCUAGAAUUGGAAAAGCCGGCCCAAAGGGUGAAAAGGGAAGUACUGGAGAUCCUGGUACCGUAAACUACACUGCUAUAGAAGAGAGCAUCGAAAAGAAAAUAGAAGAAACUGAAAAUCGGAUUAACGUGAAGCUUGAAAGAUUGGAGCGGUUACUUGAAGAAGAAAAAAUGGAAAACGAAGAAAGAUGUGACGAGAUAAAAAAUGUUACAGAUGAAAUAACAAAAGAACGGCAACGGAGAAUGUCGGGAUGUGAAAAGGUGUCGCAAGAUGAUGCAAAAUUGUGGGAUGGCCGUGGAGGAGUUUUUGAUAUUUAUCGCAACAAUAAUAAAUAUGAAGUUUAUUGCGAUCUUACAACAGAUGGAGGAAAAUGGACGGUGUUUCAACGUCGAGUAGAUGGCACAGAAAGUUUUGAUCGUGGGUGGGAAGAAUAUGCUGAAGGAUUCGGACGUGAAACAGGAGAAUUUUGGCUCGGUCUUGAAACGAUUCAUCAAUUGACCAAGGAUGGAACUUAUGAACUAAGGGUUGAUUUGUCCGACUGGAAUAAUAAUGUCGCUUAUGCAAAAUAUAGUACUUUCAAAAUAAGUGGAAGAGAAGAUAAUUAUAGACUGACUGUUUCUGGAUAUUCGGGGACGGCAGGCGAUGCUCUGAACGGUCAUAACAACAUGCAAUUUUCGGCUCCUGACAAAGAUUUGGAUACUUGGGGUGAUCAUUGUGCAAAUUAUUUAAGAGGUGGAUGGUGGUUUUUUGCUUGCGAGAAUUCACAUUUGAAUGGAGAAUAUCUUAGAACCAUGCGAUCAACCAAGGCCGCAGGAGCUGGAAUCAUGUGGUAUCGAUGGAGAUCCGGCCAAACAAUGAAGACGUCGGUGAUGAUGCUAAGAAAAACUUGAAUAUUAAAUUUUCACAUUUUAAUUCGGAUCAUGCGAUCUACCGCUAAAAUUGUUAUCCAAUAGGUUUUACCAUCAGCAUUAUUAGUUUUACUAUUAUAGCAUACUUGCUGUGUUCGCGGUAAAUUGAUCAUAAAGCCAACUACAAAGAUAUUAAAAUUUAUUCAAUAAUUGGGCAAUUUUCCUGAUUCUAAAAACAAAAACAGGAAAAUUAUAGCAUUUAAAAACAAACACUAUAAAACAAAAUAACUAUGCUGCGAAAAAGAUUUUUAUCAAUGAAUACAGGGCAAACAGUAGGCUUACACUAUGGCGUAAUAUAAGUCUAUAAAAUUCUACUAGAGUUGGAUAAGCAAUUAUAUACAUUUGAAUAUUCAUUAAAAUGUACGCGUGCUGUAAAACCUUUCCAUGCGUAAGUUUAUGUUAAUAAAGUCAAAUUU
Styela clava is the source of this 1502-nucleotide messenger RNA. The record is from RefSeq and is a predicted model, not a curated record. Lineage: Eukaryota; Metazoa; Chordata; Ascidiacea; Stolidobranchia; Styelidae.